UAUUAACUACAGCGUGCAGUGUGCACACGCUGACUGGACUGCACCACGCGGUCGACACGCGUGCUUGUUUUGAUUCAAAACAUAUAGUUGUAAAAAGUUAUUUUUUACGUGCGAUUUGUAGUUUGCUGAUUUUAUACAUCCUGUGCCUGCGUUGAUAAUUAAUAUCAACAUGAUUGCCCUCGACACUCCUACGAAAAUCAAAAAGUCGCCGAAAAAGCCUUUGGUACAAGUACCAGUGGUUACAAAGACUGAAGACGAUGAUUCCGAGGAUCUUGAAGAAUCAGAUGCAGAGGAAGCUGGUACAGACAGUCUAAAUGAAGAAAUGGAAGAAGGCCAAGGUGCCAGCAAUGAUGAGCAGUCAAGCUCUGGUGUGGAAGGAGAUGAAUCGGGCGACAACGAAGACAGCGACGAAUCAAAUGAGGUUUCCGACAAAUCAAAGGCUAAUCCUGGCUGGGCUGAUGCUAUGAAGAAGAUUUUAAACACAAAGAAACCAAAAAGAAAAAAGUCCAUAGUUUUGUCAAAGGCCAAAAAGUUAAAUGAAAUAUUAGCCAAGCCAAAGGAGGUGCCAGUACCGUUUGAAUUAGAGGGAGAAAACGGUGAAAUAAAAAAGGAAACGAUAAAAGUUGAAGAGGGUGUAGAUCAAAGUGAUAAAACUACUGAACAGAAAAAUCACAGAAGGAAAGAAUCAUUAGGAAUCAGGGUCAAACCAUCUGUAUUAGACAGGGAGCGUGAAAGGCGGCUACAAAAAAUUGCUACAAAUGGUGUUGUUCAGUUGUUCAAUGCAGUUAGGCAACAGCAGAAAGAGAUUGAAGAAAAAUUGGUUGAAGCCGGACCAUUGGAAAGGAAAAGAGAGAAAGCUUUGAAGAACAUUGACAGAAGAGCAUUCUUGGAUGUUUUAAUGGGUGGCACAAGUAACUUGGCUCCAGAUGAAAAAAAAGAAGAAUUGAAAGAAGAAGAAGAAGAGAACAAAGAUGAGAACGAUGAGAGUAAUAAUAAAGACAAAAAGGUCUGGAGCGUUUUGAGGGACGAUUUUGUAAUGGGAGCUAAACUGAAAGACUGGAACAAGCAGGACACUGACGAAGAAUCGUCGGCUCCCGAAGAAAUGGAUAGCGAUUAGAUUAUAAGGAUGCAAAAUAAAUGUUAAGUUGACUCUGCUCUCGCGAAUGUCGGCGAGUGUCUGGAAGUUGCCGGGCUCCUCAUCCGCUGCAGCUUCGUCGCACUCGCUGCCCUGUGGCCCGACGCUGCUAGCAGCCUCGAGCUCCGAGCCGUAUCGCACGUCCAGAUCGUCGAGGUUCCAGCUGAUUGGCGCUUCGCUAGAUAUCCUGCUCUCCCGAGGCACUCUCAGAGGCUCGUCGUCUUCGGAUCUUCGAGAUCUCACGUAGACGAGAUUCGAGCGAGGUAUGUCGUCCAGCUCGUCGUCGCCUCGGUCGCUUCUGGCGCUGUUGCGGGAGUUCAUCGCGUCGUCCCACGGAUGAGAGUAUCGGUUGUCCAUAACGUUGUCUGUAAAUAUGUGAAAAACAUUAAUGGAGGCUCGAGAAUAAAAUUAUCAUUCGAA
Nasonia vitripennis (jewel wasp) is the source of this 1555-nucleotide messenger RNA. RefSeq names its product RRP15-like protein. Gene Ontology annotation, biological process: maturation of LSU-rRNA; maturation of 5.8S rRNA. NCBI's taxonomy places the organism in Eukaryota, Metazoa, Arthropoda, Insecta, Hymenoptera, Pteromalidae. The record is from RefSeq and is a predicted model, not a curated record. Bases 170 to 1117 code for a protein of 315 amino acids. Gene Ontology annotation, cellular component: preribosome, large subunit precursor. The transcript has 5 exons.